CAUUUCUCAUGCAAGGAGCAUCAGAUGCACAUCAGCGAGCCGGAAUUCUACAAAGAAGUGGAUUCACUGUGUGGCUCAUUUACCAAAGAGAUUGUUGUCCCCAACCAGCCGUUGCGACGACGACGAACACCCGAACCACUGCCACUACCCGAAAAUGAUCUUUUAGAAUAG
This is a messenger RNA of Gongylonema pulchrum, 171 nucleotides long. NCBI's taxonomy places the organism in Eukaryota, Metazoa, Nematoda, Chromadorea, Rhabditida, Gongylonematidae. The record is from the annotation of a GenBank genome assembly.